Messenger RNA from Laetiporus sulphureus 93-53, 399 nucleotides. RefSeq lists its product as uncharacterized. Bases 1 to 399 code for a protein of 132 amino acids. The record is from RefSeq and is a predicted model, not a curated record. Lineage: Eukaryota; Fungi; Basidiomycota; Agaricomycetes; Polyporales; Laetiporaceae. The transcript is spliced from 4 exons.
AUGCCUAUCAUCAAUCCAACCCAGCUCGUUGAGGAGUUCAAGAAAUCUGGGGAGUUUGAUCGUCUACGGCGCGAGCUGCUGAACGAGUUUCGCAACGGUGAGAGCAUAGAGCAACUCAUGGCUCGAGUAGAAGACAUCGCCAGGCAGAAGAUGGAGUCUGAACCUAAACUGCAGUACAUGUCGGAGACUCUGGCAUCGAAAGAGCUCAUGCAGGAACUCGACAGAUACCCUAUUGUCGACCGCGCGGUCUCAGACGUCCGUAUGCUCUCUGACCCUUCCUUCGCCGCCGGCAUUCGCACAUCUGUGAGGAAGAUCCUACAAGAGGACAGGAAGAGAAAGGAAAACUCGGGUGAGUGCACAGGAAGGUUCGCUGAACAUCAGAGUACGAUCCAUGCAUGA